Molecule: messenger RNA, 1873 nt
Organism: Habropoda laboriosa
Lineage: Eukaryota; Metazoa; Arthropoda; Insecta; Hymenoptera; Apidae
Product: apoptosis-inducing factor 3
Exons: 7
Coding region: 110-1873 (587 amino acids)
Cellular component (GO): cytoplasm
Molecular function (GO): oxidoreductase activity, acting on NAD(P)H; 2 iron, 2 sulfur cluster binding; flavin adenine dinucleotide binding
Source: RefSeq, a predicted model, not a curated record
CACAAGUAGUUGUAGAAAUCGAAAUAGCCAGUUGAUUUAUAGAUAUCGCGAUAACACAGCUCUAGGCUAUCAUUCGGGAGUGACACUACUUUAACGUAUAUAAAUACAAAUGGGUGGAAAUAAUUGUAAAGGACUUCUUCCAGGAAGUUCUAGUGCCACGCCAGGCAAAUCGCCAAAGGCAGGUAAGCCAGAAAAGUUUGAUUACAUUGAAGAUGUGGUGUGUAAGGAAACUGAUAUCAAAGAAAAUGAAAUGAAACUAUUGCCACUUGGAGAAGAUGGAGGAAAAAUUUUGUUAAUUAAACAAAAAGGAGAAUUGCAUGCUAUUGGUACAAAAUGUACUCAUUAUGGGGCUUUGCUCCAUACAGGAGCAUUGGGAGAUGGAAGGAUAAGAUGUCCAUGGCAUGGUGCAUGUUUUAAUAUUAAAACAGGAGAUAUAGAAGAUUAUCCAGGAUUGAAUUCCUUACCUUGCUAUCAGGUAAAUGUAGAUGAGAAUGGUCUUGUGCGUGUGAAAGCAAAACGUAAAGAUUUAGAUUCCAGUAGAAGGGUAAAAAAAAUGUGGAAACAGGAUGUUAAUAAUAAUACUACUGUUGUAAUAGUUGGAGGUGGACCAGCAGCUGCAACUUGUGCAGAAAGUUUAAGACAAGAAGCUUUUACAGGAAAGAUUAUUAUGAUUUCUAAGGAAAAUGCAUUACCAUACGAUAGAGUAAAAGUAUCAAAAACUUUUGAUAUAAAUAUAGAGCAAGCAGCUUUGAGACCACAAUCAUUUUACAAUGAACACAAAAUUGAAACAAAUCUGGGUGUAGAAGCUAUAGGACUGAAUACAGAUCAAAAUGUUGUUCAGUUGAGUAAUAAUGAAAAAUUAACAUACAACUAUUUAUUUAUUUGUACUGGAAGUAAGGCUAGAGUGCUUAAUAUACCUGGUGUUGAUUUAUCCAACAUUCAUGUAUUAAGAAGUUACACUGACUCUCAUGCUAUAAACUCAAAACUAUUAGCAGACAAACAUGUUAUAAUAUUUGGAUUAGGCUUUAUUGGUAUGGAAGCUGCUGCUUUUUGCAUUAACAAAUGCGCAUCUGUUACCGUGAUAGGUAGAGGCACAGUACCUUUAGAAGCAGUUUUUGGAAGAGAAAUUGGUAAUAGGAUCAGGCAACAGUUUGAAGAAAAAGGUGUCAAAUUUAUAUUUGGACGUAAAAUUGAACAAUUUAUUGCAAAAGAAGAAGAAGAGAAAGAAAAGAAAAUGAAAAAGAAGGGUGAAGAAAGUGCAGUAGGUAGAAUUGUACUUACUGAUGGUGAAAUUCUUCCAGCUGAUAUAGUAAUUAUUGGAAUUGGAUCUACAUUUUAUACAGAUUGGUUAAAAGAUUCCUCCAUUAAAAUGUUAGAAGAUGGCAGUAUUGCAGUGGAUAAGUAUUUGAAAACAAACGUGGAAAAUGUAUAUGCUGGCGGUGACAUAGCAUAUGCGCCAUUAUUUGGUUCCGAUAAUAUUUCCGCUGCGAUAGGUCACUAUUCGUUAGCGCAUUAUCAUGGUAAAAUAGCAGCAUUAAAUAUAUGCGCUAAAAGUACAGCUUUAAAUACUGUACCAUUCUUUUGGACAACAUUGUUCGGAAAGAGUUACCGCUACGCGGGAUAUGGGAAACCAGAGAAAAUAAGAAUUUAUGGUUCUUUGGAGAAUUUGGAAUUUUUUGCAUAUUAUAUUAAAGAUGGUAAAAUAAUUGCAAUAAGCAGUGUUGGAGCAGAUCCUGUUGUAUCAGAUUUUGCAAAUUUCCUGUAUGAAGGAAAGACAUUGACAGAAGCAGAAAUAAAUAAAGAUCCAUUUGGUUGGAUAAAAAACAAACCAAAAGAUUUACAGGAAAGAUUUCAAAAUGAAUUAAUGAAUUAG